AUGCCUGGAGCUAAGGAAGGAGAAGAUCGAAUCUACAUGAAAAUCACUGGCAUGAUGGUCCAGAUAUUGAUUGACAUGGCCCCAGAGUAUUGCAAAUACGUUGUAUUCAAGAACGGAAAGCGAGUGAUCUAUGUGCAGGUACUACAUGCCAUAUAUGGGAUGUUGCAAUCAAGCCUCCUAUUCUAUAAUCAGUUACAAAGUGAUUUGGAGGCAAAGGGAUUUGUUUUUGAUCCGUAUGACCCGUGUUUUGCUAACAAAGUUGAUAAUGAAAAACAACAAACUAUAAGGUUUCAUGUUGACGAUGUUAUGUCAAGUCACAUGGACCCGAAAGUGGAUGACAAAUUUGCUGAGUGGUUGAACAUGAGAUAUGGUUCGAUCAAGGCAUGCACAAUCAUCAGAGGAAAGAUACACAGAUAUCUUGGAAUGACUUUGGAUUUCUUGGUGAAAGGAAAACUCAAAAUCCGCAUGGGCGACUAUGACAAGAACAUGUUGGAAGCUUUUCCUAUCAAGUUCAACAAGGAUUCAAAGCAGGAAACACCAGCUGGUAACAAUUUACUGGAAGCUGGUAAAGGGAAGUUACUCGGUGCUGAGUACCGUCAGAUCUUCCAUACUACUGUUGCAAGGGGGCUUUAUGUCUCUAAGAAAGCUCGUUUGGAUAUCCAUCCAACGAUUACUAUUCUUGCCUUGAGAGUUCGAGAACCCACAGAGUCUGAUUGGAAGAAUCACAUGGACCCGAAAGUGGAUGACAAAUUUGCUGAGUGGUUGAACAUGAGAUAUGGUUCGAUCAAGGCAUGCACAAUCAUCAGAGGAAAGAUACACAGAUAUCUUGGAAUGACUUUGGAUUUCUUGGUGAAAGGAAAACUCAAAAUCCGCAUGGGCGACUAUGACAAGAACAUGUUGGAAGCUUUUCCUAUCAAGUUCAACAAGGAUUCAAAGCAGGAAACACCAGCUGGUAACAAUUUACUGGAAGCUGGUAAAGGGAAGUUACUCAGUGCUGAGUACUGUCAGAUCUUCCAUACUACUGUUGCAAGGGGACUUUAUGUCUCUAAGAGAGCUUGUUUGGAUAUCCAUCCAACAAUUACUAUUCUUGCCUCAAGAGUUUGA
This is a messenger RNA of Cylindrotheca closterium, 1104 nucleotides long. Lineage: Eukaryota; Bacillariophyta; Bacillariophyceae; Bacillariales; Bacillariaceae. The record is from the annotation of a GenBank genome assembly.